AUUUACUCUUACUCUUCAAUUGUUUUGAAUAAUGUUGGGUAAAGGAUGAUCAAUGUAGAGGUUAUGUCGUGAUACUGGUAGAGUUAAUAUUGUCGGACUUCUACAGAAUUUGAAUUGAUAGUAGUGCUUUUUAAAUCUUUUACGUGUCUUAGUGAAGGAUCUUGCAAAUAAUGUUGCGAACAUGUGGUGCAAUAACACAAACCCUUAUAGGUACUGCAUUCACUUGGGGCCUAACUGCAGCCGGGGCCGGUUUGGUUAUAUUUUUUAAUGGAACUCAGCAAAAGCUUUUGGAUGCCAGCCUUGGGUUUGCCGCUGGUGUGAUGCUAGCUGCCUCCUAUUGGUCGUUGCUAGACCCUGCUAUAGAACUGGCCGAGCAGUCAGGUCUGUACGGGGAGAAUGGAGCUUACGCGUUCGUCCCAGUUGCUGUAGGAUUCGUAGCUGGUGCAGCGUUUGUGUACGCAGCUGAUCUGUGGUUAUCGUUGUUGGGAAUCGAUUCACCCAAUUUAAUGAAAGAUUUAGCAUCAAACAGCAUUUCUCAUAGGAAAAGAUUAUACAGUGGGGGCGAAGAGGGAAUAACCACAGUUGAAGGUUUUCCAGACAGCAGCUCUGUGGCCAAUCAUCUGCCCCGGAGAAGAACGGCUGGUAAAUCAUUGCAAAACGCACCACAAGAAAGUUCUUAUGAUGAUUACGAAUCUAGCAAUACUUUACACUUCAGCAAGGCAAAAUGGAAAAAGAUGUUGCUGCUCAUCAUUGCAAUAACAGUUCAUAAUAUACCUGAGGGAUUGGCAGUUGGUGUGGGAUUUGGUGCAAUUGGAAGUUCGAGCAGCGCCACAUUCGAAAGUGCCAGAAACCUCGCUAUUGGGAUCGGCAUACAGAACUUCCCAGAGGGACUCGCAGUCAGCCUGCCCUUGAAGGCGGCUGGAUUUUCCACGUUCAGGAGUUUCUGGUACGGCCAGCUGAGCGGCAUGGUGGAGCCGGUGUUCGGGGUGCUGGGGGCCGCCGCGGUCUCUCUGGCGCGCCCCGCGCUGCCCUACGCCCUGGCCUUCGCCGCCGGCGCCAUGGUGCACGUGGUCGUCGACGACCUGGUGCCCGAGGCCCACGCCAGCGGGAACGGCAAGAUGGCGUCGGCGGCCACCAUCCUGGGCUUCGUGGUCAUGAUGGUGCUGGACGUGGGGCUGGGAUAGUCCUGCGGCCGCCGUCGGACAACUGUCGAGGCCCUGCGGCGCGAGCCUGGACAUUCCGUCGUGUGUCGUCCGCGCCUCACCUUUCAAUACAGACAAUAUUAUUUUUUUUUGUAAAACAUAAAUCUUUUUGAAGUGAUAACGUCUUAUAAAUCGAUGAACGCCGGCUGCACGCACUAAAAAGCAUGACUCAUUGUCACGUUCCCGCCUGAGCCGAGCGUGCGAGAACCGGCCAACCACCGUGCGAGAAAAAUCUUUCCAUUAAUAUCAAACAGGUUAAGGCGGGCUUUUUUUUUAACUAAUUGUUCGUGAUUAUAUUCAAACAAAUUAUUUAAAUUAAAAUUUGCAAAAAAAAACUGUAAAUAAUAUUUGAAAAAUUACAAAAGUAAGCAAUUUUUUCAUCAAAUUUUUCUUAUGACGUUAUCACGUAAAAUUAUCGUCAGUAAACCGACUUUACAGACAACCUUUUUUUUUUUCAAACUAUAUUACUUUUUUUGUAAAACAUUAUUUUUUUAUUUUUAGUCAUAGGCAUCACGCGGAAUCCGUGGCGCCAAAGGUUUGGCGCGGGGAGUUAACCCUUUUUAAGUUUAGAAAUUACUAAGCGGUCCAGGAAUGCAUGCAUGCAAUAAUCGGAACGCCUUUUGUUAUUCGAAAAAGGUUUUUGACAUUAUUAUUACGUUUUUUUUUUAAAUCCCCGUUCAACGUCAUGAGCGGACGACGCAGCUGUUUUCCGUGCCACAAAAUCCCACGGCACAUCCCAUGUCCAAGUUUUAAUGUAAGUGCGUGUUUAUUAUCUGUGUACAAGUGGAUGAAAAUAUUGUCAACACUUAAUUACUACAUUACAAGUGAUAGUUUUUUUUUUUUUUUUUUUUUUUUUUUUUUUUUUUUUUUUUUUUUUUUUAAAAGGUUGCCAAGGUGGCAUGUGUCAUGAAGAGGUUGUUUGAAGCCAGGAGAGAGGCGAUACAGCUAUUGCGCCAUGUUGAAAAAUAUAUUUUUUAAAAUUAUUUUGGGUCCAUAAGAAAGAAUGAAAAAUGUAUUAUAAUUUUGUUCACCUCACCUCUUCAACAAAUCCUGGCUGUGCCAAUGGUGAGUGAGAGUGCUCCACCACUUUCAGAUACCGUCAGGACUCUUGACGAUAUCUUUAUUUGGAGCGCCAUUUUGUACACAAACUCGCAUGGCUGCCUGGACAUUUCUCUGGGCAGCGACAUUCUCGUGCGCAGGAGUCAAGAGUCAUUAGCCUAUUUUUUUCUCCACGCGAAUUUUACAAUGGCGCUCGUCCAACGUCACUUAAAACACGGCUGUUUUUAAGUUGGAGUUGGAGCCAUUUUCGUUCUAUCGCGCCGCAUUUUCCAUGAACACUUAGUGUGAUGUGAUAUUACCUCUGUCCAGUAUUUUUAAUUCGGUAUCCUACCUCCUUUUUUUUAAGAAGUAACAUUCCAUUACUACUAUAGUAAAGUAAAAAUAAAAAAUAUAUAUAUUGUAUUUUUUUCGUAUGAUUUCAGAAGUUGGUUGUGAAUUAUAACGGCAAAAUUCUUUUAAAAAAUGCAACUAUUAGCUUGGAUUUAUACUUCGCCGAGACUGAUGUGAUGUCUAAAGCAAUUUAAAGUUAAUCCCAUUCCGUUCCCGGAGUUUUGUGACUGAGACACCCGUGUGAUCGUGACACAACUUGUCCGCGACUCUUAGACGAAUAAAUUAGCUGGGCAUACGUUCUCUUUAUAAAUAUUAAACUUUUCAUUGCUUCCAACGAAUUUUUAUUAUUGUGAAUUUGCGCAGCAUAUCGAUUCUUUACGAUUGCGACAUUGUUCUCGUUUACUGCUUAAUGUUCUGAGGGUUGUUAUUCAGUUGUUGGUCCUGGACAAUUUGGCAGAAAUGGUUAAUGAAAUUUCUUCUAAAGGAUAAAGGGUCACUUAUAUUUUUUGUGGUUUAAAAACAGGUGAGCGACCGGACGAAAUUUAGUAGAUUUAUAUCCCAGAUUGUUGUUUGGCCAGAAAAAAUGUGGACGUGGAUUAUGCUGUCUUAGGUUUUGUGAUAAACCAGCCGUACUAAUAAUUGAGAAUUUUCAAAUUUCUUAAUUGUUUAAAUUUUCACAUGGAAGAAUGAUAACUUUUUUUCCGCAAGUCGCAAGUGGUUUACUAAUUAUUUCAUCGACCUCUACGAAGGUCGUAAAAUUUGAUUUUGUCUGUUUGUAAAAUAUAUUUCUCAGCCCAUUUAUUCUGUGAUAGUUGGUUUAGGCUUGUUAUUUUAUUCUAUUGGAUGACCUCCAGUUCAACGUAUCCAGUUGGUUUUUUUUUUUAUGGAAACUGGCGAGGCACAUCAUUUUAUUAUUUAGGUAAACGUUUGAACAUCAAUUGUAUAUAGCAUAUUUGUUUUUUUUUUCUUUCAUUUGGGGUUGGAGACGUAUUAUGUUUUGGUGUUUUGAAUAGGUGUAUAUAUUAGUAACUGCAUUUUUAUGUGUGUUUCAAAAAUCGAUUGUGAGUUAAAGUGUUUGUAAAUAGUUAAAAAAAAAAAGGAGGUAUUGUUUGUAACUCUAUUCUUUACUUUUUAUGAGUUGUACAACUGGUCAUUUGUUUGAACACGAUGUUAUAGAGUGGAGUUUUAGCUCUAUUUCCAGUGUGGGUAUGUUUUAAGCAUAUCUGUGUGUGUUUUGUAAUUAUAGAAAUUUAAUUUUGGACGAAUUAAAUGAUAAUGUUUGUAACUGGAGAGGGAAGGAAAAAGUCAGCUUGUUAUUUUAUUAUUUAAAAUGGUUUUUAAUUUUUAAUAACUUUUAAGUUUUUUGGCAAAGAAGUACACUAAGGUGCUUGUUUGAAAUAUGUUUUUUUUUUUGUGAGUUCUGCUCGUGGUGCCUUGCUCAUUUGUGAUCACUGAAAAAAAAACUAACUUAGUACUAUGUGAAAGUUCGCCUUUAGCCUUGUAAAGACUGAUCCUAUAAUGCCAAAGGUCAGUCAGUUCAAACAGUAGAGUAAUAUUGAAGUGCGUAUUGAUAGCUUCUUAAUACAGUCUAGUAAAAAUGGUGGAAACCGAUAUUCUUGUUGUGAAUUGUGUUUAGGAAAUAAGUUAGGUUUUUUUUUUUUUUUUGUAAAUACUUGGUCUUCGUAUUUUUCCAAGAACGUUUAUACCCUAAACUUGAAUUCAGAAAAUAUAAACCGGAGGAUGAGGUACACAAAUAAUAGUCAAAACUUGAAGUGGGAAUUUCGUUCUUUGACGUGCGGGGUAUCGACACCUGUGGUGUUGUGUCGGUUCUCGUGCGCGCGUUCACGCGAGAGAACAACAUGGCGGACGUGAAGGCGUGGGAAGCCUUCUAUUCACAGACGAGAGAGCCAAAACCCGAAGUUCCCCGAAGUUCGUGCUUUUUUUUUACGUAUCUUUAAUGUAGCUAUCCUAACCAAAUCAACCGUCCAAAAUGUUUUAAAGUAUUUAUAAUGUAGCUAACCUAACCUAAUUGACAAUUAGUAUCCUUUUCAUCAACACAUUUACAAUGAACAAAAAAAAAACCGAAGAUGCACGAUCAGUCGUUUGGCUCUCUCGUCUGUGAAAAGAAGGCUUCCCUGAAGGCGUCGCCAGAGACUCGCUCGACUCCGAUUGGUUGCAGCGGACUGGAGAUCCAACACACAUACGAGCAUUAGCAGCGUUCAUGAUUUUUUUUUUUUUUUUUUUUUUUUUUAAUCAUUGCUAGUUGGCACUGAGUGUCACAGAGAAAAACCAGAAGAACCGGAAAAAGAAAGAUGAAUUCACGAACGCACAGAACACAAGCCAAAUUCGAAACAUGUCAAAUGUUAAAUGUAAAGACAGCAAACCAGCGGCGUAGCAGGCGGGUGGCAGGGAUGGCCUCCCCCCUCUAUUUUAAUCCAAGAGGGGGCGCCAUUUUGAAAUUCGGCCAGGGGCACCAGUCACCUUACCUACGCCACCGCAGCAAACUGGCAGAGUAAUUUUUACUAUAGAAAUUUACUUGAAUAUCUUUAGUGUUAGAACACAAAAAAAAAGUUGAAUGGCAGAUUAACUUAAUUAUUUGUAUUGAAAGUACAUUCAUGUAUAUCGUAAAAUGUUAGGUAGAUUUCAAAGAAAUACUUCAUAUUUUAGUCGUUACCAUGGUUAGUCUUUAAGAAAAAUUUUAUGUAGUUUUUCGUUUCAUGGUCCAUAGACCCCAAAAACCAUCAACUCAAAUCUAUAUAUAUCACAAUAUUGUGGACAUGAUACAGGCCACAAAUUUUCACAAAUCUCUUCCAAACUAAUACUUACAUAAAAUCUAGUAGUGGAAAAUCUUGGCCGAGUUCGUUAAUGGGCAAUAUCUGACCAAAGGGGUAGAAAUGGGGAAGGUUUUUUUUUUUGAAAAACAGAAAAAUCGCUGUGACUCAUAAUAUGGAAAAUAUCACAUCCGUUUGAACGUAUUAUAUAACUCUAAGAAGCAAUACCAAAAUAUUUUGUUGGAAAUAAUUUUUUGAUUAGACAAACCAUUGUUGCGGGGAUUUACUUUAAAAAAGGGGGGUGGAAAUUUAAAGAAAAAUCAUAAAAUUUGUAACUUUUACACUACAUACCAUGACUGCAAGAGGUGGAAUAAACAGGGGUUGAAUAAAAAAAAAUUCAUAUCUCCCUUAGUAGACACACUAUCAAAUCCGUUCAAAUUGUUUGUAUCUUAUAUUUUUGUCUAAAACUUUUGUGCGAAGCAAUUUUUUUUUAUAAUACAAACCAUUAUUGCAAGGGAUUGAAAAAAAUUGGGGUUGGAAUGAGAAAAUAAAUAAAACCCUACGCCAUACACUAUCGAAUCCAUUCUUAUUUUUGUUUAACUGUCUAAAUAUUGACUAAAAUUUUCGUUAACGUAAAUAUUUGUUUACCAAAUUAUUACUGCAAGGGGUGGAAAUAAUAAGGUUUUAAGGUAAAAAAAAUUACUUUUUUAAAAAUAUAUACCAUCAUAUCCGUUAUAAUUUAUUGUAUGAAUCCUAAUCUUCGUCUAAAACUUCGUCUGAAAAUUUUUUUUUUUGAUCAAACGAAUUAUUACCGUAAAAACAUGGGUAGAAAUUUAAAAAAAUUCAAAACUUUCUUAGUAUUAAAUUAUUUUGAAUUUAUUUUAAUCGAUCUUAAAAUUAUCUUAAACCUUUGUGCAAAGCAAAUUUUUAUACGACCGCGUUAUUAGUGCAAGGGUUAAAAAAUAAUGUUUGAAGGUCAAAAAAUUAAGUAGUUACCUUAGUUGGCAUAUAAUAUGAAAUUCUUUCUAAGCUAUUCAAUGCUGCGUUAUAAACAUUAUAAACUAUUCAAUGCGAAUACAUUGAGUUAAAAAUAUUCAUAUAUAAUAUUUUCGCUGCAUGGAAAAUGAGCAAAUAUUUAAUCGAUCAUUUUGUAAUAUUGGAGAACAUUAAUAUGUUAUGUAUAUUAAGUUCUUUAAAUGUUCCAGAAGUUUAUAGAAGUUGCCAAAAUAUUUCCAUAAUAAAUAGGUACUUUGAAAUAUACCUACGCCUGUAGGCUACGCUGAAAGGGAUUUUUUUUUAAAAUUGGUAUUUUUUGCUUACUAUCCAACUUGCAAUGUAUCAAAAAUGAAAUGACCGGAAAUAAACCUAUUUAUUUACCAUAUAAGUUGAAUAUUUUUUUUUGUAAAAGUGGAAUUAAUUAAUAUCUUAUGGUGGUAAAAUAGGAGUUGUCGGGAAAUUUUUGGUUUGGUUGAUUUGAAAAGAAAAAAAGAGGGCGCCAAGUUGAGUUCUUGCCCUGAGUGAAAACUAGUCUAGUUACGUCUUUGAGCACAGACGAACACGGGGUUUUCUCUAUGACAUACGUGCAAAUUAGCAAUGGAGUAUGUCCAAAAUAUUGAUUUGAAUCAAUCUCCCCAAUUACAAGAAUCAUUCAAAGAACGCACACAUUUCAUACAUACUAAUUACUUUUGAUAGUGUCUGGACUUUUAUCAACGCAACAUUAUCUUUUAGAGAAAAAUUUGACAAAAAAAUAAGUAUAGUAACCUAAUAGCUACUAAAAGUUUUAGUAAGUUAUGUGCCAAAAUUUGUGUCAGUGGCCAUGUCUGCCAUCAAACUGUACUUAACAACGAAUUAAAAUAAAUAAACAACGUAAAUCAUAUCAAGUCAAGAAUUAAGUUUCAUUAAAUUUUAGUAGUGUAAAAGUUUGAGAAUUGUUUAGCAUGAAGACUGUGUGACUAUAUAAUUCCAUUUUAUUUGAAAGUUUUCUUGACGAGAUCGAAUAUUAUGUUAACAGUAUAGGGAAAUAUGUAAACUUAAACUGUGAAGAGUAUCGUUAUAUUGAUUGAUUUUCCUCUAACAGUUUAAGUCUAAAUGUUCCUGUUUUUUUUGUAUUCUUCAUGUGUUUUAUAUAAUAUGGUAAUUGGAGAUGUUUGGGGGGGAUUUAUUUGGUUAUUUCGGUCAUGUAUUUCAUUUAGUUUAUUGCACGGAUAAAUAGAUAAUACAACUAGAAAGUAUGGUUUGGUAAAAUAUUAUUUUAAUACUCAAAACCGAUUAUAUGUGAAAGGUUUUGAGUGUUUAUAUUAUUAAAGUAGAUAUUUAAUGUUGUUCUCAAAGUUAUUUUGUUUCAAAUGUAAAUUAUUUCAUUGCAUUUUGUUCCUAAGGCUGUGUACGAGGCAUUUUUUGUUUCGGUAUGUUAUGUACCAUAAUUUAAGGUGUGAUAAUAAAGCAGUUAUAUCAGUCACAUGUAUUAAACAUCAUUUGUA
Messenger RNA from Bacillus rossius redtenbacheri, 7842 nucleotides. RefSeq names its product zinc transporter ZIP11 (gene Zip48C). The transcript is spliced from 8 exons. Gene Ontology annotation, cellular component: membrane. The record is from RefSeq and is a predicted model, not a curated record. The coding region runs from base 171 to 1184 and encodes 337 amino acids. Gene Ontology annotation, molecular function: zinc ion transmembrane transporter activity. Lineage: Eukaryota; Metazoa; Arthropoda; Insecta; Phasmatodea; Bacillidae. Gene Ontology annotation, biological process: zinc ion transmembrane transport.